AUGGCGGAGCCACCAACGGAGCCCGCAGAAAUCGGGCACGAGGUCAUCCGUUCUUCUUCGGAGAAGAUCGCCAAUUGCAACAAGACUGGAGAUGUCGCAAACACGAAUACAUCUCCGGUGAAUGUUGCCGCAGAAAAGACCACCAGUGUCUCUUCCACCGUCCAUGAGGAGCGAGCGAACGAUGAGACAAAAGAUGAGAGGCCCAAGAACAAGAAACACCGCGGCAAGGAUAAAUCUAGCAAAGAGAAGAUCCAAAAGAUUAAUCUGAUCGGAAGCUCUUCGUCAGAUUCCGAGACCCCGGCGCCUCCUUCUUCCUCUGAUCAUAUUGACACGAUCGUCUUUGAAACAGCUCGUCGCAAACUUGAGCCAUUUGAUCCCAAGACAAAGACACACAGCAUAAGCCAAGAUUCAAAGAACCGCAAGAAGCAUAUGCAGAAGAAGGCAAAAAAGAAACAGUUCCUCAAGGCGAAGGCCAAGUCGCGCAAACCAAAGCAUUCGAAUAAGAGUUCCGACGACAGCACAAGCUCUGAAGUAGAAUCCGUGGAAUUCGAAAAUGAUGGCAUGGCUGCAAGUCUGGGCGUGGAUCAAAAGGCUCUUCAAAAAGUUCUCGCUGGACUAUUGCUGCAAAAGCAUGCCGUCGACUCCCGACCUCAGCCCGAAGAAGGCUGUAUCGAUCAACAGCCUGAUAGGGUAUCGGGUAAAUCACCGGCCAGGAAGAAUUUGCUGUCCGAAAUUGCUUUCAAACGUGUUGAUCAGAUCUGGGAUAGUACGACUCACAACUUUAAGCUCACGGAAACGGCCAAUGACCCCGACGCCGGAAACUGGGAACAAUACAUCUUCACUGUCCGACGCAAUUUCAAUUGGGAAAAUCAAUAUCUGGAGACGGUUGUGGAGAUCAGGAGCAAGUGUCUCCGUGAUGCCCUCGGAGAGAUUCUGGAUGGAGUCAAAGGCGUGAGUUUGGUGCAGGAACCCGCCGCGAUAGAUCCCAACAUGCUGUUCCUCUACCUCGAGGAGACUCGUCAGCACAUGAAGGGGCUCAAAGAGAAGGCUCGUUUGGAGGAGAGAAAACUACGAAAGGCUGCCGUUACAAAAGCUGCUCAUCUGGAGCUUUUGAUCGGAUAUCUGGAUACCGAUUACGCAGAUGUCAAAAAGAUGCUCAUUCCGUUACUGGAGGCGAACACAAUUACCUUUGACCUUCUUUGGGCGCUCUACAAGCCUAAUACAAUCGUGUACACCACGACAUACGAGAACCAGGAUGAGCCCCGCGCGUUCAAGAUCGAGUAUGCGCAGAAGGAGUCAUCCUUUCCGCGCGGCCAAUGGUACAACGUGGAAGGCCGAUACCUUGAAUAUGACGGCAAGAGCUUUGGCUUCGGUGCUAUAACAUCCGAGGUGGAAUUCUUCAAGGGAGCGCGAAAGAUUACCAGUCUAGCCUGCUAUCCCCUGCAGUAUCACCGCGAUGCUGACACACUGCGAGCUCGAUUGAUUGAGCGUGGUAAGCGUUUCGUAGCUCUUCAGGGCAUGAAUUACUGCUUCUACAAAGGCAUGGCUUUUUACGAGAAAAAAAGCCCCGUAGCCAUCAAGGUGAACAUCGAAGGAAGAAUUGUGAUCGAUCCGGCGACUCAUCGACGUAUCAACCCGAAUUAUCCUGUCGGUACAUUUCCGUCUGGGAACGCGGAGUCGUUUGAUGCGCCUGAUGCACGAACGAGUGACGGCCUGCGCUUUGAUAGUGAAAAUCGCCAUUUAAGCGAUGGCUUCAACUCUGACAUCAAUGAAGGAAGCUCACCCGUGACCCUUCACGGCCAAUGCAAAUGGAUCCAAGACGCUGAGAAGACUGCUCACCUCGUUGCCACUGAGUUUGACGAGGACUGCGAUGAAGCUCAGCGGGAGAAAUUUGAUCGUCUUGAAGGAGACUCCGCUAACGAUCCUGAGGAUCGUCACUUCGCCGACGAGGAGCUUCUUAUCACCAGCUCCGUUGUCUUCGGCUUUUCUUUCAACGAGAAGCUUUGGCUUGAGUUCACCGUCUCCGGAGUUAGCGACAUCAAGUGGAACGCUGAAGCCUUUGAGUCGCUCGUCCUGCCCGAAGAUCACAAAACCAUUGUCAAGGCCUUGGUCGAAUCGCACACCUUCCAUGCUGCAGAGAACAUUGAUGAUGUGGUUCAAGGCAAAGGCAAGGGUCUCGUGGCGGUGCUUCACGGUCCUCCCGGUACUGGUAAAACCCUCACGGCCGAAGGAAUCGCGGAUCUGCUCAAACGACCUCUGUACAUGGUCAGCGCGGGUGAGCUAGGAACAGAUCCCCACACUCUGGAAGCCGAGUUGAACAAGAUUCUCGACGUCGCACACUCCUGGGGCGCAGUGCUGUUGCUCGACGAGGCAGAUGUGUUCCUAGAAAGGCGGACUACCCACGAUAUCCACCGCAAUGCACUCGUUAGCAUCUUCCUGCGUCUCCUGGAAUAUUUUCAAGGUAUUCUCUUCCUGACUACGAAUCGAGUGGAGGCGUUUGAUGAUGCAUUCCAGUCUCGCAUCCACGUUGCACUGCGUUACGAGGAUCUCACCGUGGAGGCAAAACGCCGUGUGUGGAAGAUUUUCCUCGAUCGAGUCCGCACCAUUGGAGGAGCCAAGGUCGCCGACUUUACUAAGGCUGACUACAACGUUCUCGCUCGGCAUACCUUGAAUGGUCGUCAGAUCAAAAACUCAGUCCGCACCGCGCAGGCACUUGCCGUAAGUGAAGGCAACGCCCUUUCAAUGAGUCACAUAGAACGUGUGCUCGAGGUUGCAAAGGCCUUUGACCAGGACCUCCGAGGUGGGUCUGGGUAUCUGGAUGCUAUGCGUAGCUACACCUAA
This is a messenger RNA of Penicillium oxalicum, 2841 nucleotides long. Its product is annotated as ATP-binding protein. NCBI's taxonomy places the organism in Eukaryota, Fungi, Ascomycota, Eurotiomycetes, Eurotiales, Aspergillaceae. The coding region runs from base 1 to 2841 and encodes 946 amino acids. Gene Ontology annotation, molecular function: ATP hydrolysis activity; ATP binding. The transcript is spliced from 3 exons. The record is from RefSeq and is a predicted model, not a curated record.